This is a messenger RNA of Hypoxylon trugodes, 3147 nucleotides long. Its product is annotated as glycosyltransferase family 39 protein. Gene Ontology annotation, biological process: protein O-linked glycosylation via mannose. NCBI's taxonomy places the organism in Eukaryota, Fungi, Ascomycota, Sordariomycetes, Xylariales, Hypoxylaceae. Gene Ontology annotation, cellular component: membrane; endoplasmic reticulum. Bases 534 to 2858 code for a protein of 774 amino acids. The record is from RefSeq and is a predicted model, not a curated record. Gene Ontology annotation, molecular function: dolichyl-phosphate-mannose-protein mannosyltransferase activity. The transcript is spliced from 4 exons.
UGGAUAAGAUGUUUUAUCGAUAAGAUUUUUCGGUAUCAACCGUCGCUGUAAGAGAUUGGUUUCGGAGGGAAGCUUCAGGUGGUUAAUCCACUGAUGGAUCCAUAGGAAGACCCAUUCUCCUUUUCCCUUGCCCUUUCCCUUCCCUAAGGUUUCCUUAAAAAGGGGGCAACAAGGCUAAGGUGUUGCCAAGUGGCCAGAAUUAUCCUGACAAGCUCCGACAAGCCCCCUAACGGCUCCCGGUUAGGCUAGAUGCAAUACCACACCUUGUUACGUAGCACGAGUGGGAACGCGGACACUUUUGUACAGCUGGAGCUUCCCCUGCGUUAACUUAAUAAGAUUUUAAUGAGGCGCCGACUUUUUUGACCUCUUCUUUUCAUCACCAACUUAUGUCCUUCCGACAAUUUGGGUGCCAACCAUCAUAGUACUCGGCCCACGAAUUUGGCCGUAUGGUUGGUUAAUUUACAUCGAGUUUUUUUCUUCUUUGUUUCUUUCUCACAACAACGCUUUUCUUCUAAUCUGCGCUCCUUUAUACUAUGUCGACGACUCCGCAGGGCACUCUGCGCCAGCGGAAUGUCCCUGGUUCUGCGAAAAAGAAGUCACCGGGCUCCGUUGGCGCAGACUCGGAAUCUGACGAUUUCGUUAAAGUCACCAAGCCGAUUACUGGCCCAGGUCCAGAAUGGGAUUACAAGAUCGCUUUUACCGUGAUCACAAUACUAGCUUUUGUUUCGAGAUUUUGGGGUAUUAGCCAUCCGAACGAGGUCGUUUUCGACGAGGUUCACUUCGGUAAAUUCGCCUCGUACUACCUCGAAAGAACAUAUUUCUUCGAUGUUCACCCGCCCUUCGGAAAACUCCUCUUCGCCCUAAUGGGAUGGAUUGUGGGAUAUGAUGGACAUUUCCACUUCGAGAAUAUCGGUGACUCGUACAUUGCGAACAAAGUCCCUUAUGUGGCUUUCCGCGCCAUGCCUGCACUCCUCGGCUCUUUGACUGUUUCGGUGACUUUCCUCAUUAUGUGGGAGUCGGGAUACAGCCUUCCCGCCUGUAUUGUCGCCGCAGGUCUCGUUCUUCUCGAUAAUGCCCACAUUGGCCAAACUCGGUUAAUUCUACUUGAUGCCACCCUGGUACUUGCUAUGGCAUGCAGUUUGUUAUGCUACAUCAAAUUCUACAAGCUAAGGCACGAGCCGUUUAGUCGCAAAUGGUGGAAGUGGCUCAUUCUGACCGGCUUUGCGCUCUCAUGCGACAUAUCAACCAAAUAUGUUGGGCUCUUCGCCUUCGUCACUAUUGGUUCUGCUGUCAUCAUUGAUUUGUGGGACUUGCUUGAUGUUAAACGACUUGGUGGCUCAUUGAGUCUACGAGAAUUCGGGUACCAUUUCAGCGCGCGUGCUGUUGGAUUGAUCGUCAUCCCUUUCCUAUUCUAUCUAUUCUGGUUCCAGGUACAUUUUGCCGUCUUAACGCGGUCUGGUCCUGGUGACGACUUCAUGACACCCGAAUUUCAAGAAACGCUCUCGGACAAUGUGAUGCUUGCGAACUCGCUCAAUAUCGACUAUUAUGACACCAUCACUCUUCGUCAUAAAGAAACCAAGGCCUAUCUGCACAGUCAUGAAGCGAAAUACCCUCUUCGUUACGAUGAUGGCCGAGUUUCCAGCCAGGGUCAACAGGUGACGGGGUAUCCGUACAAUGAUACUAAUAAUUAUUGGCAGAUUCUUCCUGUCACCGAUGACCAUCAGAUGGGCCGCCAUGUGAAGAACCACGAGCUUGUUCGACUACGUCACUUAGUAACCGACACAGUCCUGUUAUCUCAUGAUGUUGCUUCUCCUUACUAUCCCACGAACCAAGAAUUCACCACUGUGCCUCUUGCUGACGCGUACGGAAGUCGCUCGGCUGAUACUCUCUUCGAGAUUAGAAUCGAGCAUGGCAAACCCAACCAAGAUUUCAAGAGUGUUUCUAGUCACUUCAAGUUAAUCCACAACCCUAGUAAGGUAGCGAUGUGGACUCACACGAAGCCUCUUCCUGAGUGGGGUCACAAGCAGCAGGAAAUCAACGGAAACAAGCAGAUCGCCCCUAGCUCUAACGUUUGGAUCGUAGAGGAUGUUCCAUCUGUCCCAGUAGACUCUCCACGCCGACAGAAGGAAGAGCGUCAAGUUAAAACCCUGCCUUUCCUAAGGAAAUGGUUCGAGUUACAGCGUUCUAUGUUCUGGCACAACAACCAAUUGACUAGCAGUCACCCAUACGCCAGUCAACCGUACCAAUGGCCAUUCCUACUACGAGGUGUCAGUUUCUGGACUCAGAAUGAUACCCGCCAACAAAUUUACUUCUUGGGUAACCCAAUUGGCUGGUGGAUUGCUAGCAGUUUGAUUGCGGUAUACGCCGGAAUUAUCGGUGCCGAUCAGGUCUCUCUCCGCCGCGGCAUUGACGCCUUAGACCACCGUACUCGUUCUCGACUUUAUAACUCCACGGGAUUCUUUUUCCUGGCUUGGGCUACACAUUACUUCCCAUUUUACCUUAUGGGACGCCAACUUUUCCUUCAUCACUAUCUCCCUGCUCAUCUUGCGUCGUGUCUCAUUGUUGGUUCCUUGCUCGAGUUCGUCUUUAAUGCCGAGCCUUCUGCUGAAGAGCCGAGCUACCAAGAGAUCAAGGCGGGGAAGAAGCGAGCGCCAGGCCCUCAACGACACAUUACCGCUCGGGAGAGAUUCGCUGGGCAGAGCAUGCUUGCGGCAUGGAUCGCUUGCUCUGUUCUUCUAGUAUUGGUCUUUGCCGGCUGGUACUUCUUCCUGCCGCUCACUUACGGUUACCCCGGCUUAACUGUUGACCAAGUUCUCCGACGAAAAUGGCUCGGAUAUGAUCUACACUUUGCUAAAUAAGCGGUUGCUAUAGUAUAGCAAUGUGAUGAGCAGUAAUAUUGCUAUGUAAACCAUAAUUAUUGGGAGUGGGGUAGACAGGUGUACGAUUACGCAACAUCCAUGGAUCUAUUUGGGGCGAAAAUGGAUAGGUUGGGCAGGCUUCGCAUGACCCGGGGCAAUGGAUCAAAAAAAAAGUCGGUUUUGUUAUAUAGGGGAGUGUGCUUCAAUUAGCCCGUUACCUAUCUAAUCAUGACUCGUUUCUGUAAACCAUAUAAAGAUAUCGAAUUUAAAAACCCAUUUAUAAACCCAU